This is a messenger RNA of Pocillopora verrucosa, 2363 nucleotides long. Its product is annotated as transmembrane 7 superfamily member 3. Gene Ontology annotation, cellular component: plasma membrane. NCBI's taxonomy places the organism in Eukaryota, Metazoa, Cnidaria, Anthozoa, Scleractinia, Pocilloporidae. Gene Ontology annotation, biological process: negative regulation of programmed cell death. The record is from RefSeq and is a predicted model, not a curated record.
ACAGAAAACAAAUGUCGAACAGAGCGUGAUGUUGAGUUCUAUGUUUCUUGUGUGAUAAGUCUUGGAAUUAUCAUUUCUGAAGAUCCUUUAAGGUUUUGUCGAUGUCACAAGAAAAGAAAGCUAUUUUAUUAUUUAUCCUCCCUGUAGUAUGCAUCCUUUCACACGAAUUUGCAGUCCCUGCAGGCAAUACUGCGUUUCAUCUUCAACCAAACAGAGGAGAAAGAUUGCUACUUAAACCACAUGUAACAUGGGACAUGGAACUCCAACAUAAUAAAGUUGAGAGAUCCUGGAGAUAUGCAAUUAUCCAAGUACAUGCGCAGCAAAACAACGUGACAUUGUCUCUCAAUCCUAUUUUUAAAUACGAUGAAACAGAUACAGGACAAGGUGUUGCAGUUCUGUGUCCAAUAAAAAGGUUAUUUACAGAUUAUCACUUUUAUUUGAAGUCAGAGAGUAAUGAUGACUCCUUUAAUGUUGACAUCAUCUCAGUUCCAUAUGUCUAUGGAGCUCCUUUCCCUGGUGGUUGCUGCCUCACUUGUAACAUGGAAUUUGAUCCAAAUCUGGUCAUAUCCUAUGAUAGAGUGGAAACUAAUGUAACCUUUGCAUAUGCUAAUGUGUACUAUAAAAGGUCUGAGAAUUCUAGUUCUGUACCAUGUGAUGGGAAUAAAAUUCAUCCAGAGAAGUCACCAGAACAUUAUCGUCUGGAGUAUGAUAUCUAUCUUAUGUUUCUUGAAGAAGGGGAUACAUCAGAGGACACUUUCUUUAAGGGAUUGCAAAAAAUGGCUUAUCCAGCUGUUAUCAAAACCAAUGGGAAAAAGAUGGCCUCUCUGAAAGCACCAACACUUCCUGUGGCAAAAUUUGAUACUCACCAAGUUGGCCAAGGUGUUGUGUACAAUGUUAUAGUGUAUGAUCCAGUUACCAACAUGGAGGCUGCAUACUCACCAGCAGUAAUCUAUGCUCCUAAUUAUCUCAGGCUUGGUGUUGUUGAUGCUGUAUUUGCUGUCACAGGAAGUUUGAUUGGGUUAAUCUUUUGUUUCUUUGGGUUUCGGCUCUUCAAAUUCACCUUAUUUUUUGGAGGACUUGCAAAUUUUUCCAUCAUAUUCUUCAUCAUCAUCGAUGCCAACAGUAACUUAAGUCAUCUUGGUACAAUGCUGACAAGUGCUGGGUUAGGUGUAGUUUUUGGUUUGUUGUUGUUUGCUUUGUGGUGGUUUACAGAGUGGACAAGGAUUUGUCUCCUGUUCAAUUCAUUGCUCCUUGGUUUCUUGAUUGGAGCAACACUACUGUUCACACCAUUUGGGGACCUGGACUUUGUUCAAGGCAGUGACUUUGACUAUGGGGCCAUCAUCUGUGCAUGUACUCUAGUAUUUCCAGUGAUUUUGGUACUUUGGCCUUUUCUGCUCUGUGUUCUUUACACUUCCAUUGUGUCUGCGUAUGCUUUUAUUGUAGGUAUUGAUUUCUUCAUCCACACAAGUAUUUCCUUUAUAGUGAUCGAUGUCAUUCUUCAUGCUACCAAGCCACAGUAUCGGCGCGAUCAUAUAAAUGUUACGAGGCCUUUCCAGCGAAAUGAUUACAUCUUGUCUGCAACCUGGGUCUUCCUGUCAUUUCUCGGUUGCUUCGUUCAGUACGUCAUGUGUAGAAACAGACAAUUUCCAAAAAGUGGUUUUAUUGAACAGAAGAGAAUCAGAAAGUAUUUUAUCAGUAAAAAUAUGAGUGAGGAGACAACGCCAAUUUUGAUUAACAGUGACGGUCAAAGAACAUAUGGAGGGAAUACUAUCUGCUGAUAGUCGCUGGGCUGUCUUCUACAGGGUGACUUAGUUUUUCGGUUGCUGAGAGAUUAGGAGUUGAAUGCGGCAUUAUGAGGUUUUUUAGGGGACUUGUCAUUGUUCCUCGCACACCUUGAUAAUUAAGGUCAGAUAAUUUCUCGGAAGAAUUGGUUAAUGCCUUACAAAAACAAUUGAAAACUAAGUAUUUACCCAACAAAAGUAAUGACAUUGAAUUUUCAUACAUUUUGAGAUGACUAUGGUUCCUUGUUUGGACAUGUGUUUGUCACACUGCACUAUCUUGCUUUCAUUACCAGUUCCAAAUUUAACUCUCAGUACAUUGUAGCAAACUUUGAAUUGAUGAGAAGGAAAAGGGAAGUAGUGACUAUUGUAUAUGUAACUUUUUCUACCCACGACGUCUUUCGUUGUGUUGAAUUAUCAAUUUCUGUGAGGUGACACAAGUAUCCUUGUUGAUAAAUAAGUCGUUGGUAAAUAACUGUCUUAUAUAUGGCUAACGCUUAAUAAGAGAAGUAUGGAUUUAAAUUUUAUGAGAGAACGAAUAAUGCAAACAAAGUAUUUUCAUGAAUAAAUUCCAAAUAGAUUGUA